Messenger RNA from Lucilia cuprina (Australian sheep blowfly), 1856 nucleotides. Its product is annotated as cytosol aminopeptidase-like. Lineage: Eukaryota; Metazoa; Arthropoda; Insecta; Diptera; Calliphoridae. Gene Ontology annotation, biological process: proteolysis. The record is from RefSeq and is a predicted model, not a curated record. Bases 95 to 1681 code for a protein of 528 amino acids. Gene Ontology annotation, cellular component: cytoplasm. The transcript has 8 exons. Gene Ontology annotation, molecular function: manganese ion binding; metalloaminopeptidase activity.
UUUAAUUGAACAAAUUUUUUUUUCAAACUUAAUUAUUUCUUUUUUAAUUAAAAAAUUUUCUUUAAAUAAUAUAAAAUACAUAAAACGCUAAAUAAUGUUUUCGGGGCGUUUAGUUAGUUCCCUAACAAAAUCUCUCGAGAGAUUUAAAGAUAUAAGCAAAAUUUUUAAUACGCGUCACUAUGCAUCAGCCGAAGAUCCCAGAGUAACGAAAGGACUUGUUAUUGGCGUUUUCCAAAAAGAAGGUGAUAAAGAUCCGAAAUUAACUACUAGUGGGGAGAAAUUUGAUGAUCGUGUUCAGGGCAAAGUAUCUGAAUUGGUUAAAGAAUGCAAUAUCACUGGCCAAUUGGGUAAAGGCAAAAUAUUCAAUAAUAUUGAUCAAGAAUAUCGUUCAGUAGCUGUAAUUGGUUUGGGUCGUGAGGGAGCAGGUUUCAAUGAAUUGGAAAUGAUAGAUGAAGGAAUGGAAAAUGCUCGUAUAGCGGCUGGUGUAGGAGCACGUACUCUACAAUUGCAAGGUUGUUCAGAAGUUUUUGUAGACUCUAUGGAAUAUCCGGAACAAGCCGCCGAAGGUAGUGCCUUAGCUAUAUGGCGUUAUCAUGACAAUAAAUUGAAAAAGAACAGAACUCUGGUGCCUAAAUUGGAAUUAUAUGACUCACCAGAUGUUGAUGCCUGGACGCGGGGACUUUUCAAAGCAGAGGCACAAAAUUUAGCCAGACGUUUAAGUGAUGCUCCCGCUAAUCAAAUGACACCGACCACCUUUGCCCAGGCCACGGUGGAUGCUUUAUGUCCAUGUGGUGUAACGGUUGAAAUACGUACCAUGGAGUGGAUUGAACAGCAACAUCUUAAUUCAUUUCUUACCAUAGCCAAGGGAUCAUGUGAACCACCGGUCUUAUUGGAAAUAAGCUAUUGUGGUACCUCGCCAGAGGAUAAACCUAUUUUAUUGUUGGGUAAAGGCAUGACAUUUAAUAGUGGUGGUAUCUGCUUACGUCCCUGCAAAUAUAUGGAUGAAUAUCGUGGUGCCAUGGCUGGGGCAGCAGUAUGUGUAGCUGCCAUACGUGCAGCUGCCGCCUUGUCCUUGCCCGUUAACAUUUCAGCUGUUAUACCUUUAUGUGAAAAUAUGCCUUCGGGUAUGGCUUGUAAACCGGGAGAUGUUGUUACUUUGCUAAAUGGCAGAACAUUGGCCAUAAGAGAUACUGAUAAAGCUGGAGUGGUGGUAAUGGCGGAUCCAUUACUUUAUGCUCAAACUACCUAUAAGCCUCGCUUAGUUAUUGAUGUUGCCACUAUGGGUACAGGUGUUGUUAAUGGUUUAGGUGGUAGUGCUACAGGUAUAUUUUCAAAUUCUCAUUAUAUUUGGAAACAAUUCCAAAAGGCUGGUUCUCUGACCGGAGAUCGUAUGUGGCGUUUACCCUUAUGGAACUAUUAUAAGAAAUUAGUAACAGAAAAUGUAAGUUUUGAUAUUAGUAAUGAUGGUGUUGGUCCAGCUUCAAGUUGCUUGGGAGCUGCUAUUUUACAUGAAUUUGUACCUUGUGUUGAUUGGGCUCAUUUAGAUAUACGCGGUGUGGGCAUGUUGACACGCUUUGGCACCAUACCUUAUUUAUUAAGAGAUCGCAUGACUGGACGUCCCACCAGAACAUUAAUACAAUUUCUAUAUCAAAUGGCUUGUCCGGAUGCACAGGCCAAAUAGUAAAAAUUGAUUGGGAAAUGAAAUGAUGUUAAGUGUUACAUGUGCUGAUGAAAGUAAGGCGCCUUUACAAAAUUCUAUUUACUUUUAUAUUUUGUGGUUUUUAUUUGUUUAUUUUAGUGUAUAUUUUAUAUUCCUCGAAUAUAUAUUAAUUUUGUAAAAAAAUCCAUGCUUUUUG